Messenger RNA from Cladocopium goreaui, 1143 nucleotides. The record is from the annotation of a GenBank genome assembly. Lineage: Eukaryota; Dinophyceae; Suessiales; Symbiodiniaceae.
AUGGCCAUGGCCUCCGUGUCGCGUGUCACGGGGCUGCCGCCGGGGCCCUUUCCGGUGGGGGUGACGACGAUGCAGCUAGAUGACCUGACAAGACAGGAUCCGGAGUCAGGGCCCAGAAGUUUGCAGACAGAGAUUUGGUAUCCAGCUGGUGAUGAAGCCAGAGAUUUGCCCCGGAAUCGCUUCUCGGACUUUCUGGGCCGGGGAGCCAUUCCUGGAAGCAUCCAAGCAGCUGAAGCAGAGAAUGCCAUUGGAGGAUACCGAAAUGAUUUGACCAUCAAGGAACUGGAUGAAACCUGGCCAAAUGAAGCCGUCCGAGAUGCACGGAUCAGAGAUCCUGACACCAAAACUGGAUGGCCUUUAGUGAUUUUCUCUCAUGGUUCUGGGGCCUACCGCGCCAGCUAUAUCUUCUUCACUGAGUUUUUGGCCUCUCAGGGCUUUGUGGUGAUGGCCUGCGACCACCCUGGCAGUGCCAGAUAUACCCAGGUGAACGGUCGAGUGGUUAAGCCAGGAGGAGCUCGGAGCGAGCGGCCGCAAAUGGAAGCAGACCGACCCAAGGAUGUCAUGUUUCUGCUGGAUGCCAUGUCGAAGCUGGCGGGUGGCCAGGACAGCCGUUUUGCGGGCCGUGUCAAUGUGAAUCUCACUGCUCUCACUGGCAUGUCCUUUGGUGGUUGGACCACUGCAGCAUGCUUGGAAGAGAGUGACCCACGAGUGAAAGCGGCCAUUAUGAUGUGCCCGUCGUUGAUGUCAGCUGGUGGAAGACUCAUCAAGGAGCGACGCAACGUGGAAACGCCCAUCAUGAUGAUGAUUGGAAGUGAGGACUAUGUCUUGGGUGCUGAAGGCGUGGAAGCAUGCAGGCAAUUCUCUCUGAAACCCGAAGGCUCCAGUUUCUUAUUGGAGAUCAAACUAGGUGGCCAUUGUAGCUUCACCAGCUGCGAGCUUUACAACGCUGCCUAUGGGAAUGGCAUUGGUGAAAGCAAGAGUCUCACGAAGCAGGGUUCAACGUACCAAGCUUUGGACAUCUCGAAGCAACAUGAGAUCAUCAAUAGCUAUGGCCUGGCCUUCCUGGACAAGUACUUGAGGGCUGGUGAUGGUAGCUUGCUGAAAGAGAACAGAUUUGAUGACCAUGUGAUAUACAGAUGCUAA